AUGUUCAGAAGCAUAUCUCAAGUUAUGUUUUCUAAUGGAGUCGAAGCUGAUGGGUUAACAGAUAAACAAUUUAAAGAAACAAAUUUAUUCAAUGGGUUUGAUAUUGGGUUAAUAAAAGAAAUAAUCAAGACCAAAUUGAUGCAAUUACAAGCAGGUUUUGGUGUUCAGUUAGAUAAAGAUAUGGAUGAAAUACCUACACCUCUACAAUAA
Molecule: messenger RNA, 210 nt
Organism: Entrophospora candida
Lineage: Eukaryota; Fungi; Glomeromycota; Glomeromycetes; Entrophosporales; Entrophosporaceae
Source: the annotation of a GenBank genome assembly